GGAUCUGUUUACACGUCAAAAAUUGAAAUUUGUAAAAAAUAAGAAAAAUUUAAUUAAAAUGAGAUAUCCGACAUCUCCAACGCCAAGUGAGAGCGGAUCAAUGCUCUCGGGAUACUCCUUACGAACAGGACGUAGUCAAUUACCUCGGCCAGCAACAUCUAAUGUUUGCAAUUCAGCAACAACAAAGGCAUCAAAAUAUUUACGAAGAUUAGUUAAGUUUAGACAAAUGGAUUUUGAAUUCGCAUUAUGGCAAAUGCUUUAUCUGUUUGUUGCACCUCAAAAAGUUUAUAGAAAUUUUGGAUACAGAAAAGAAACAAAGUUACAAUUUGCUCGUGAUGAUCCAGCGUUUCUUGUGCUUGUUUUAGCCAGUUUAUGUUUCACAUCAUUCGGUUUUGUAUUUCUCUUCCGACUUGGAUUCUUUCAAACAAUCUAUUUCCUUCUUUAUGUUGUCAUUGUCGAUUUUCUACUGGCUGGUAUAAUUGCAGCAACAAUGAUGUGGUUAAUUUCUAAUAAAUUCCUACGAGAACCAAAUUCUGAGAACGUCGAAUGGGGAUAUUCUUUUGAUGUUCAUAUUAAUGCGCAAUUCCCACCUCUCAUAAUUCUUCAUUUUGUGAUGUUAAUUUUUUAUAAAGUUCUCUUCAGUCAAGAAUGGUUUAUCGCUCGAUUCUUGGGCAAUUCAUUAUGGCUCCUUGCAACUAGCUAUUACUACUAUAUCACUUUUCUAGGAUAUAAUUGCAUACCACAUCUUAAGAAAUCAAGAACGAAACUUAUCCUAGCAAUGAUGCCAAUCACUAUUUUGUUCUUUAUUGUGACAAUUAUUAUAGGAUGGAACUUGAAUAUUUCCUUAAUGAACUUUUAUCAUUACCGUGUACUCUAAAUUUCCUUGAUAAAAUCAUGUUUGUUAUUUAAAAAAAUAAAAUCAUAAUAAUGAAGAUUAUAACUAA
Messenger RNA from Clunio marinus, 944 nucleotides. Lineage: Eukaryota; Metazoa; Arthropoda; Insecta; Diptera; Chironomidae. The record is from the annotation of a GenBank genome assembly.